CUGAAGUCCUCACAGAAGGAUAAAAUUCGCCAGUUCAUGAUUUUCACUCAAUCCAACGAGAAGACCGCACUGCUUUGCCUGUCGCAACAUGACUGGAAACUAGAAGUCGCCACCGACAAAUUUUUCCAAAAUCCGGAGCUUUACGUUUCCAGUUUAAAAGGCGCUUUAGACAAGAAGAAACUCGAACAACUUUACAACAGAUAUAGAGAUCCUCACGAUGACAACAAGAUCGGCAUCGAAGGCAUUCAGCAGUUUUGCGACGACCUGGGUUUGGACCCCGCCAGUAUAAGCGUUCUUCUCAUUGCUUGGAAGUUCAGGGCGGCGACACAAUGCGAGUUCUCCAAACAGGAGUUCAUGGACGGCAUGGCAGAACAAGGGUGUGACAGUAUAGACAAGUUAAAAGCGCAGCUUCCCAAGAUGGAACAAGAGUUAAAAGACCAGGGGAGAUUUAAGGAUUUUUACCAGUUUACAUUUAAUUUUGCCAAGAAUCCCGGCCAGAAAGGUUUAGAUUUAGAAAUGGCUAUUGCGUAUUGGAAUUUAGUGUUGGAUGGAAGAUUCAAGUUCCUCGACUUGUGGAAAACAUUUUUAGUCGAGCACCACAAAAGAUCCAUUCCCAAGGACACAUGGAACCUGCUGCUAGACUUCAGCACCAUGAUCACAGACGACAUGUCCAAUUAUGACGAGGAAGGAGCGUGGCCUGUACUCAUCGACGACUUUGUGGAGUUUGCACGACCGCACAUCGGGACCAAAAGUACUGCAGUUUAA
Nerophis lumbriciformis (worm pipefish) is the source of this 765-nucleotide messenger RNA. The record is from RefSeq and is a predicted model, not a curated record. Lineage: Eukaryota; Metazoa; Chordata; Actinopteri; Syngnathiformes; Syngnathidae.